Orycteropus afer afer is the source of this 2073-nucleotide messenger RNA. NCBI's taxonomy places the organism in Eukaryota, Metazoa, Chordata, Mammalia, Tubulidentata, Orycteropodidae. The record is from RefSeq and is a predicted model, not a curated record.
GUGGAGAUGCAGCCGCCGCCCCGAAAAAUGAAGCCUGCCCAGGAGGUGAAGCUUCGCUUCCUGGAGCAGCUAAGCAUCCUUCAGACUCGGCAGCAGAGGGAGGCAGAUCUGCUGGAGGACAUCAGAUCCUACAGCAAGCAGAGGGCAGCCAUUGAACGGGAUUAUGGGCAGGCACUCCAGAAACUGGCUGGGCCAUUCCUGAAGAGGGAGGGGCACCGGAGCGGGGAGAUGGACAGCAGGGGCAGGACAGUGUUUGGUGCCUGGCGCUGCCUGCUGGAUGCUACUGUGGCUGGGGGCCAAGCCCGGCUCCAGGCGUCAGACCGAUACCGUGACUUGGCAGGGGGCACAGGGCGGAGUGCCAAGGAGCAGGUGCUCAGGAAGGGAACAGAUAACCUCCAAAGAGCGCAGUCUGAGGUGCUGCAGUCUGUCCGGGAGCUGAGCCGAAGUCGGAAGCUGUAUGGGCAGCGGGAACGAGUGUGGGCUUUGGCACAGGAGAAGGCAGCUGAUGUCCAGGCCAGGCUGAACCGAAGUGACCAUGGGAUCUUCCAUACUCGGACUAGUCUCCAGAAACUCAGCACCAAGCUGUCCGUCCAGUCUGCGCAUUACUCCCAGCAGCUGAGAGCAGCCCGCAAUGAGUACUUGCUUAACUUGGUGGCCACCAAUGCCCACCUUGACCACUACUACCAAGAGGAACUGCCAGCAUUGCUCAAGGCCCUGGUCAGUGAGCUGCUGGAACACUUGAGGGACCCCCUGACCUUACUAAGCCACACUGAGCUGGAAGCUGCAGAGAUGGCCCUGGAUCAUGCCCGCAAAGGGGGACAAGCAACCUCUGAGGUAAGCUGGGAGCAGGAUCUGAAGCUCUUUCUUCAGGAGCCUGGAGUAUUUUCCCCCACUGCACCUCAGCAGUUUCAGCCAGCAGGGACUGAUCAGGUGUGUGCUCUGGAGCUGGAGGGGGGAGCUGGGGACAGUGGCCUAGAAAAAGAGGUCCAGCGCUGGACAAGCCGAGCGGCCCGCGACUACAAGAUCCAGAACCACGGGCAUUGGGUGCUACAGCGGCUGGAGAAGAGGCGGCAGCAGGCUCCGGAGCGGGAGGCUCCAGGCAUAGAACAGCGGCUGCAGGAAGUGAGGGAGAGCAUCCGGAGAGCACAGGUGAGCCAGGUGAAGGGGGCUGCCCGGUUGGCUCUGCUGCAGGGGGCUGGCCUGGACGUGCAGUGCUGGCUGAAGCCUGCCAUGACCCAGGCCCAGGAGGAAGUGGAGCAGGAGCGACGGGUUAGUGAGGCUCGGCUGUCCCAGAGGGACCUCUCCCCCACAGCUGAAGAUGCUGAGCUUUCUGACUUUGAGGAAUGUGAGGAGGCGGGGGAGCUAUUUGAGGAGCCUGUCCCCCCAGCACUGACCACCAGACCCCUCCCCUGCUCUGCACACGUGGUGUUUGGCUAUCAGGCUGGGCAUGAAGAUGAACUGACUAUCAAGGAAGGUGAAUGGCUGGAAGUCAUAGAGGAAGGAGAUGCUGAUGAAUGGGUCAAGGCUCGGAACCAGCAUGGCGAGAUAGGCUUCGUCCCUGAGCGAUAUCUCAACUUCCCAGACCUUUCCCUUCCUGAGAGGGGCCAUGACAGCAACAAUCCCUCAGGAGCAGAGCCUACAGCCUUCCUGGCCCGUGCUCUGUACAGUUACACAGGACAGAGUGCAGAAGAGCUGAGCUUCCCCGAGGGGGCGCUCAUUCGUUUGCUGCCCCGGGCCCAGGAUGGAGUGGAUGAUGGCUUCUGGAGGGGAGAAUUUGGGGGCCAGGUUGGGGUCUUCCCCUCCCUGCUGGUGGAGGAGCUGCUUGGCCCCCCAGGGCCCCUUGAACCCUCAGACCCUGAACAGACCCUGCCCUCCCCUUCUCCUCCAAGCUUCUCCCCUCCUGCACCCACCUCUGCCUUGGAUGGGCCUCCUGUACCUGUUCUGCCUGGGGACCAACUCUCAGACUGCCCUGGACCCCUGGACCUGAUGGCACCUCGAAUAAGGCCGAUGCGUCCACCACCUCCUCCACCAGCUAAAGCCCUGGAUCCUGGCCACCCAGAGCCCCUCACCUGA